UCCCACCGGUUUCAUCUCUGCAGCACAGUUGCCAUCCUCCGUCUGCCUCCUCUGUAGCAUCCAACAACUUUUGCAUUAUUUUCUUUUUUACUCUAUUUUUAUUUCCUCAUUUCCACCAUGAUCAGAGCGCGUUGUAAGAAGCAUCAGCAGCAUCAAGCAGGCCCCGAGUGUUGAACAGACUGAGGAAUCGGCGCAGGAUGUGUUGACAUCUCCAGUUUUCCUCUCUAAAAUGGAGCUCUCUAUGCAGGGCUCCUCAUCAAACGCAUCCAAACUGUUCCUCAACUACAGCGUUCCCCUAAAUGCUACCGGGAAUUACACCAACGACCAAUACACUGAGGCCAACCUCUUUCAAAUCCUGGGUCCAAAACGAUCUCCCUUCUUCCUCCCUGUGACCACCGUUUACCUUCUCAUCUUCCUCACCGGCCUGUCUGGGAAUCUUCUCACAUGUGCAGUGAUAGCCAAGAACAAGAAGAUGCGAAACCCCACCAACCUCUACCUUGUGAGCCUGGCCGUGUCGGACCUGCUGAUGCUGUUGUUUGGGAUGCCUCUGGAGAUCUACGACCUUUGGCAGAACUACCCGUUCCCUUUCGGCGAGGGCGGCUGCUACUUCAAGACCUUCCUUUUCGAGACGGUCUGCUUUGCCUCAAUCCUCAACGUCACAGCGCUGAGCAUAGAGAGGUACAUAGCUGUGGUGUACCCGCUCAAAACAAGGUACCUGUCAACCAACCAGCACGCCAAGCGGUCCAUCAGCAUCUUGUGGAUGGUGGCGAUGAUCUGCGCCAUCCCCAACACCUCCCUGCACGGCAUCUUCUACCUGCCAGAGAGAAUGAAGGAGUCAGCCAUAUGCACCGUGCUGAAGCCCCUGUGGAUCUACAACAUGGUCAUGCAGAUCACCACUGUGUGCUUCUAUUUCGUGCCCAUGAUGGUGAUUAGCGUGUUGUACAUGGUGAUGGGGCUUCAUCUGAGGAGAGAAAGGCAGCAGCCCAGUGGCAACCUGGGAAAGACCGUUCAAAGGAGGAUCAGCGCGAACGGGCGCCGGAGACAGAUCAACAAGAUGCUCUCGAUCGUGGUGGUGGUGUUUGGAAUCUGCUGGGCGCCCUUUCACAUCGACAGGCUCCUGUGGAGUUCCAUUAGCCAGUGGACGGAUUUAAUGCACGACGUCUAUCAAUACGUCCACAUCCUGUCAGGCGUCUUCUUCUACCUCAGCUCAGCAGUCAACCCCAUCAUCUACAGCCUGCUCUCCACACGGUUCCGGGAAUGUUUCCGAGAACUCGUUUGCUCCCAGACGGAGGAUAACAGCUCUGUCAGAGACUCACUGCCAUUCCCUAAGAUUUUACUGGAACCCUCUGUGUCAAAUCCCGGAGCUCCGGCUGUGAGUAAGGAUUCCAGUGGUUUUAUUCCCUUAUUGUCUCCUAACAUGACACUGAGCAUGGACACUGCAAUCCUCACGCGUGCGUGUGAGGAGACGACCUGCCAGACCUGUGUUCUAACUGAGACUUGAUUUGAAUAAGCUAACACGCAAGAGAAAUCAGAAGAUCGAUACUACUCUCACAUCUUAAAUGUGAAGCCGGGGUGAAGUGGCAUUCGGGUCAAUCAGGUAGAGUUCCCGUUGCUC
Molecule: messenger RNA, 1615 nt
Organism: Etheostoma cragini (Arkansas darter)
Lineage: Eukaryota; Metazoa; Chordata; Actinopteri; Perciformes; Percidae
Gene: nmur3
Product: neuromedin U receptor 3
Exons: 3
Coding region: 230-1501 (423 amino acids)
Biological process (GO): G protein-coupled receptor signaling pathway
Cellular component (GO): plasma membrane
Molecular function (GO): neuromedin U receptor activity
Source: RefSeq, a predicted model, not a curated record